Molecule: messenger RNA, 729 nt
Organism: Nasonia vitripennis (jewel wasp)
Lineage: Eukaryota; Metazoa; Arthropoda; Insecta; Hymenoptera; Pteromalidae
Exons: 1
Coding region: 1-729 (242 amino acids)
Source: RefSeq, a predicted model, not a curated record
AUGACGCCAGGUUCGCGAGCCACCGAAUUAGUGAAGAGUUACCCGCCGACAGCUGAAAACUACGAGAAGGUAAUCUCAAGUUUGAAAACACGUUUUGGACCCGACGAUAUUCAAAUCGAAGUGUAUGUGCACGAACUCUUACAGUUAGUAUUGCAAAACGCCAUCGCGUCCGCGAAGGAUUCUGUACUCUCGACUCUGUAUAAUAAUCUCGAGUCGCAUUUACGAGCAUUAGAGUCUCUGGGUAUGACGACGGAUAAAUGUGCCGCGAUGCUGUUUCCGCUCGUGGAAUCUUCGCUUCCAGAAGAAUUGCUGCGCGUGUGGCAGCGAAGUUCCGGACAGCCGACCGCGACUAAUGAAAAUGGUGCAGAUGCACAAGCGAAGAAUCGCCUGACACAACUUAUAAAGUUUUUGGCAAAUGAAGUAGAAAAUGAGUUGCGCAUCUCGAUGGCGGUGACCGGAUUCAAGUUAAAGCCGCAAAAUAAUAGUGCCAACGGCGAGAAGAAUAAAGCCGAUAAAGUGUGGAACAAUAAAGAUGUACCUAGUGCUACGGGACUUUUAACGACGAAUAGCCGAGAAAAGGCAUGCAUUUUUUGUAAUUCCAAUGCGCAUGAGAAUGCUAAGUGCGAGCAGGUUAAGAAGAUGGAUCUUUCCGAGCGACGUGACGCCGUUAAGAAGAAAAAUGCCUGUUUCAACUGUCUCAAUGUGGGACAUUCAUGCAAAAAAAUGUAA